AUGGCCUUCUGGGUGGUCGGCGGGGGAAAUCCGCUUGGUGACGCUGCCGCCUCCUCAUCCUCCACUCCUGCUGGUCAGGUGGCAGCGGCUUACAUCAAGCGCGGCAGCUACUCGAGCAGCUAUUCGAGCAGCAGCCGCAUUGGAGGCGGCCGCAGCAGCAAACGACGGGUUGUCUAUGCCGACGGGAGCGCUGCCACCUCCGCCUGCAGCGACGCAGGCUGCUAUGGCAUCACCAAGCGGCCGCGCCUGGACGACUGGGGCCGCGUGAUCGGCUACCAUGGCAAGGGCCAUCAUGCUGCCGGCUGCGAGUUUGAGCAUUCCGGCGGCGAUCCUGGCCCUUCAGCUCCCUCGACAGCAGAUGGAUCUGGAUCUGGCUCCGUCCAUGUCAAGAACCUCGCUUUUCUGGUGAUCCGAGAGCGGGAGCCGUCUCCGCCGCCGACGCCGCCCCCACCGUCGGGCCUGUCGCCGGACCACCGGGGCGGGUUCCCACCUCCACCACAUCUAGCACCCGGCAUUGGCUUCGGUCCAUCGUCGUUUGGCUCGGCGGCCCCGAUGGAGCGUACGCAGUCUGGUCUGUCCAUAUCGUCCGACACGUCUGCCGUGGACUCCCCGUGUGUCCAGGGGGGCGACUGCGAGCAUCAUGAUCACCCGCCGUUUCUCAGUGAUCUCGCUGCUGCCCGACUCGUGCGAAAGCAUGUGGCUGAUAUUCGCCGGUGGAAGCAUCGUGACUCACAACAUGGCCGCAUUCUCAAAGCCUUAAUCAACCCCAAGUCUAAGGCGGCAGAUUUCCCGCUCGACAACGACGCCCUGCGGAGCAUCUUCUCUGCCGCAAACGAGCUCUUCUUCGCCAACAGGCUGUCACAAAGGGUUACAUGGGAUUGGAGCCACCCGGCCAGCCCGCAGUACGAGAGCCAUAUUGUCGGCACGACCGCUCUACGCCGAAGCAUUCGUCUAGGAGGAUACGAGACGCUCAUCGUUUUAUCAUCGCCAAUCCUCAAAGACACCAAAUACAAUCGCCGCCUUCUCAUCUCCACCUUCUUACACGAAAUGAUUCACAGCUUCUUGUUCAUCACGUGUGGCAUCAAAGCCCGACACCAUGGCGGCCACACAGAGGGUUUCCGCCAGAUUGCUGAGAUAAUCGACGACUGGGUUGGAAAAGAACACCUUCGGCUGCGUGAUAUGGAGGCUGACCUUGAGCGUUUCAUCCAUGAGGAUGAGGCAGUGCCUCCUACAGUGGGCUAUGCCACGAUGGACGGCGGCUCAGCACACACGACCCAUUAUCAUUAUUACGACAAUAGCAACAACAACAACCCUACCCCGAUGUGGCCCGUCUCUGAAUGGCAUCACGUCGAUAACCAAGACUAUCGAACUAUCGAAGCCCCUCAGCCCUAUAAAAGAUAUCCCAGCAACAAUGAUGAGUGGGAGUGGCAUGAUAGGGAAGGGUUCCCGGCCCACGACGCCUACGACAUCCCUUUACGCCACCACUAA
Trichoderma gamsii is the source of this 1488-nucleotide messenger RNA. RefSeq lists its product as hypothetical. The record is from RefSeq and is a predicted model, not a curated record. Lineage: Eukaryota; Fungi; Ascomycota; Sordariomycetes; Hypocreales; Hypocreaceae. The coding region runs from base 1 to 1488 and encodes 495 amino acids. The transcript has a single exon.